GCCCGCGACCCUAGUGAGGAGAAGCGGCUCAGAAAAUGGAUGGAUGGAUGGAUGGAUGUCCGAGAUGCUUUCCCACGACUGCAACUUUCGUAUGGGACAUACGGUUUAUAAGAGGUUUGAAUCCUCGUUUCCACCAAGUAGUUCAAUUUGUGUUUUGAGUUUUUGAGUGUGUUUUGCUGUAUCCGUCUGAAGGCAUUCCAGAAUAUCCAACUUGAAGCACCCCACUUGGUGCUAAACAUGCUUUUCCAACACAUUUGCGGCAUUUUAGCGUGUUUGGCAGAUGCAGUCCUGGUUGGAGCUCAGGAUACACAUCUGUGGCUGUUUUUGCACACACAAACAGGCCCUUCCUGGUUCCAAAAAAUUACAUUUUUCAAACUGUGAGAGCAUAAAAGGCAAGAACAUGGACAGAAAAUACCUUUUUGCAUAGUUCCUGUGAAUUGCUAUAAUUUACUGUAUAAUAGUUAUUAUUCUUUCACUUGUUUUUUUCUCCUUUAAUCACAAUGAAUAGUAGCCUCAUCGUGCAACAGAUUCAAUACAAUCAGAGGACAAAAUUCAGCUUGAUUGGGACGACGGGUGCACUUUCAUCCCCCACCCCUAAAAAAACAAACAAACAAAAAAACCUCCUUUGUACUUUUUCUGCAUCGCUCUGGAUUUACACCUAAUAUCUGAGGGCACUGCAAUUUCUUAGUUGUUAUUCUUCCUUCCUUUCUCUUUUCUUAUUACUCAACAGAUUGGAUGUAAUCAGAGAACAGGAUGUCUUUGGCCCAAUCGGGAUUGCUGAGAAUUGCUCGGUUCUUUUCUUUUUGUUUUGUUUGAACAAUGCGGCGGCAUCUCUCGACAGAUUACAACUAAAAGAAAAAAUGCGUGGCUUGUUCAAGGCUUGUCCAUGCAGUCACUGAAGUUGUGAGCGAGCGCCAUGGAUUCCUCCUCGGCGUCUCCGGGCUUGAGGAGCUCCGCGAACGCUCCGCUUCCCACGGCGGGACGACUUUUACGCACGCCUCGGCGCCUCUGAGCUCCAACCCCACGGCGGGGAAACUUCUCCCGCGGAGAUGGCCAAGCGUUGAACGAGAAGAAAAGAACAGAACACCCCCCCCCCCACCCCCACCCCCAAAAAAGAAAUCUGAGGCGCGUUCACGAUGCAGAAGAGCGUGCGUUACAACGAGGGCCACGCGCUCUUCCUGUCGGCGGUGGCGCGUAAAGAGGGCACCAAGCGCGGCUACCUGAGCAAGAAAACAGCCGAGAACAGCCGUUGGCACGACAAGUUCUUCGCCCUCUACCAGAAUGUCCUCUUCUACUUCGACAACGAGCAGAGCGCCCGCCCCGCCGGGAUUUACCUGUUGGAAGGCUGCACCUGCGAGCGCGCACCCGCGCCCAAAAUGUCCACUGCCGGGAAGGAAGCGCUGGAGAAACAGCACUACUUCCUCGUGGUGUUCGGCCAUGAUGGACAGAAGCCUCUGGAGCUGCGGACGGAGGAGGAAGUCGAGUGCGACCAAUGGGUGGAGGCAAUUCAGCAGGCCAGUUAUUCUGACAUCAUUAUCGAGCGAGAGGUGCUGAUGCAGAAGUACAUCCACCUGGUGCAGAUAGUGGAGACUGAGAAGGUGGCGGCCAAUCAGCUACGCACACAACUGGAGGACCAGGACACCGAGAUCGAGAGACUGAAAGCGGAGAUCAUUGCUCUUAACAAAACCAAGGAGCGUAUGAGGCCUUACCACGUCAACCAUGAAACAGAAGAUCCGGACAUCAAAAAGAUCAAGAAGGUGCAGAGUUUCAUGCGGGGCUGGCUCUGUCGCAGGAAGUGGAAGAUCAUCGUGCAGGACUACAUCUGCUCUCCUCACGCCGAGAGCAUGAGAAAGAGGAACCAGAUUGUCUUUAACAUGGUGGAAGCAGAGACAGAGUAUGUCCAACAGCUCUACAUCCUGGUCAACUGUUUCCUCAGGCCUCUGAGGAUGGCUGCCAGUUCCAAGAAGCCCCCCAUCAGCCACGACGACGUCAGCAGCAUAUUCCUGAACAGUGAGACCAUCAUGUUCCUACAUGAGAUUUUCCACCAAGGUUUGAAGGCCAGGAUCGCCAACUGGCCCACUCUGGUGCUGGCCGACCUCUUUGACAUCCUGCUGCCCAUGCUGAACAUCUAUCAGGAGUUUGUGAGGAACCAUCAGUACAGCCUGCAGGUUCUGGCCAACUGUAAGCAGAACAGAGACUUCGACAAGCUGCUCAAACAAUACGAGUCCAACGCCGCCUGCGAGGGGAGGAUGCUCGAGACCUUCCUCACGUACCCCAUGUUCCAGAUUCCUCGCUACAUCAUCACCCUGCAUGAGUUAUUGGCCCACACACCUCAUGAGCAUGUGGAGCGCAAGAGCCUCGAGUUUGCAAAGUCCAAACUGGAGGAACUGUCCAGAGUCAUGCACGACGAGGUGAGCGACACUGAGAAUAUUCGUAAGAAUCUGGCCAUCGAGCGGAUGAUCGUGGAGGGUUGUGACAUCCUGCUGGACACCAGCCAAACCUUCGUCAGGCAGGGCUCUCUUAUCCAGCUGCCAUCGGUCGAGCGAGGCAAGCUCAGCAAGGUGCGACUUGGCUCGCUCUCCCUGAAGAAGGAAGGGGAGAGGCAGUGCUUCCUGUUCACAAAACACUUCUUGGUGUGCACGCGCAGCUCCGGCGGGAAACUUCACCUCCUCAAGCAAGGCGGCGUCUUGUCCCUCAUCGACUGCACCCUCAUCGAAGAGCCGGACGCCGGAGAUGAAGAGGCUAAAGCUGGAGGUCAGGUGUUUGGUCAGCUGGACUUCAAACUGGUGGUGGAGCCCGCCGACUCAUCUUCAUCCACCGUGGUAUUGCUGGCGCCCUCGCGGCAGGAGAAGGCUGCGUGGACCAGCGAUAUUAGCCAGUGUAUAGAUAACAUCCGCUGCAAUGGCCUAAUGACCAGCGUCUUUGAGGAGAGCUCCAAAGUUACCGUGCCGCACAUGAUCAAAUCCGAUGUGCGUCUCCAUAAAGAUGAUGUUGACAUUUGCUUCAGCAAGACCCUCAACUCCUGCAAGGUCCCGCAGAUCCGCUACGCCAGCGUGGAGCGUCUGCUGGAGAGGCUGACCGACCUGCGCUUCCUCUCCAUCGACUUCCUCAACACCUUCCUGCAUACGUACAGGAUCUUCACCGCGGCCAGCGUGGUCAUGGACAAACUGGCGGACAUCUACAAGAAGCCGUUCUCUUCCAUUCCCAUCAGGGCACGGUACCACUCAUUUGACCGUCUGUCCAUCUCAUCCGUCUGUCCCGACUACAGUCUGAAGAUCAAGAAGAUGGCCGUGGAUCAGUCCAAGUCCUUGGAGCUGUUCUUCGCCACGAACCAGAACAACCGAGGCGGCGAGCACAUGAACGACAAAUCUCCUCGUCUCUGCCGCAAGUUCUCCUCGCCCCCUCCUCUCUCCAUCUCCUCCCGCACCUCCUCGCCCGUGCACGCCCGGAAGCUCUCCCUGCACUCGCCCAUUAGCGGCAGGGUGGGCGGCCUGGACCUCACCGGUGCUCUCUCCGGCGUGAACCACAACACGUCCCAGUCGGCCGCCGGCAGCCCCACGUCGUCCCCCGCCCCCCAGACCCCGACUUCGCAGACCCCGACGCCGACCACCUCCUCGCCCCCUCUUCCUGCUUCCUCCACCUGUCCACCGCAAGAACAAGUGCCUCCGAUUCCCUCGUCUCCUGACCAGAGUCCAAGCCAGAGCACGGAGGGGGACGACGUGCCCAAAAUUGACCCUUUUUGUGGUAAACUGAGAAAGAGCAUACGCAGAGCUGUGUUGGAGUCAGUGUCACUGGAGAAAAUCAUUCCCGAGUCUCCUCAAGGCAGCGACGCAGGAGACAUGUCCCCGUGUCGCUCGCCGUCCACACCGCGACACCUCCGCUUCAGGCCACCGGGAGUCCAGUCGGGGGAGAACUCGCGCUGCGCAGUUUCUCCUGCCUCAGCUUUUGCCAUUGCCACGGCAGCAGCGGGCCAUGGCACACCACCAGUGUUCAACAACUCUGAAAGAACUUGUGAUAAAGAGUUCAUCAUCCGACGUGCCGCAACCAACAGAGUUCUAAACGUGCUGCGGCACUGGGUCUCGAAACACUCACAGGACUUUGAAAUGAACGGAGAAUUGAAGAUGUCAGUCGUCUGCCUCCUGGAGGAAGUCCUCCGAGACCCGGACCUUCUGCCUCAGGAGAGGAAAGCCACUGUCAACAUACUCAGUGCCCUCUCUCAAGACGAGCAGGAUGACGCCCAGCUGAGGAUAGAAGACAUAUUACAGAUGGCAGACUGUCCCAAGGCGGAGUGUUUCGAGUCUCUGUCUGCGAUGGAGUUGGCUGAGCAGAUCACUCUGCUGGAUCACAUCGUCUUCAGGAGCAUCCCUUACGAAGAGUUCCUGGGGCAAGGCUGGAUGAAGUUUGACAAGACAGAGAGGACCCCAUACAUCAUGAAAACAAGUCAACACUUCAACGAUAUGAGUAACCUGGUGGCCUCGCAGAUCAUGACCCACACAGACGUGGGCUCCAGGGCCAGCUCCAUAGAGAAGUGGGUGGCCGUGGCCGACAUCUGCCGCUGCCUCAACAACUACAACGGCGUCCUGGAGAUCACGUCGGCGCUCAAUCGCAGCGCCAUCUAUCGCCUGAAAAAGACCUGGGCUAAAAUCAGCAAGCAGAGUAAAGCGCUGAUGGAUAAACUGCAGAAAACGGUGUCCUCGGAGGGAAGGUUUAAAAAUCUGAGGGAGACUUUGAAAAACUGCAACCCUCCCUGCGUGCCCUACUUGGGAAUGUACCUGACGGACUUGGCCUUCAUUGAGGAGGGAACGCCCAACUUCACGGAGGAGGGACUCGUCAACUUCUCCAAAAUGCGAAUGAUUUCACACAUCAUCAGAGAGAUCCGGCAGUUCCAGCAGACGCCCUACAGGAUAGAACAUCAAGUUAAGGUGACACAGUACCUCCUGGAUAAGACUCUGAUCAUGGAUGAAGACACGCUCUAUGACCUCUCGUUGAAGAUUGAGCCCAGGCUUCCUGCCUGAUCGAUAGCGGCAUUUGGACAAGCGGGAGCCUGCCAAACUUGGACCCCCCGACGAGGUCCAGGCUACCAUGUGAUCUCUAGCAAUCGAAUGAAGAAGAAGCCUGGGAAAGUUUUUGGGACUGGAAAUGGAAUGCUGGGAACACUUUGAUCGGAGCGGCCGGACCGAUGGUCCUCAAGGGCGGUGUGAGGGAAAUGAGGUUGAAGGCUUUGAGGAAAUGGCGUGCCGGGCCGCCGCCUGCACUCGCCAUUCCUCGGUGUGGUGCCACUCGGCGGAAGGAGUGGAUCUAUAGAAAUGUAGCAUAUAGAGAGGGCGCGACAGAUAGCGAGAUACCUGAGCUAGCGUCUCCGUGUUGUCGUCCGUGUUGUGUUGCGCCUCGUCCUUGUGCAAGAGCCCCCCAACCCCCAAAGUGCUUUGUCUUGACUUUGCAUGAUUUCAGCUUAGGGUGUAAAUGUCUAUAUGGCCUUCAGCUUGAUCUCUGACUCCUACCACUUAGCACUAUGCAUCCUCAGUGGGUUGGGUAUAGCAUAAAUACCUUAUCCCCUUCAAAUAUCAUGUAGAACAGGAUGUCUAGCUUUUUUUUAAUCACGGGCCACAACGUAGUUAUGGUAGUGGUACGGUUAGAUGUACAGGGGUUUCACAAUUCGGUGUACGUUCGGUACAGAAAGGGGGGGGGAAAUGCUAAACAAAUUGCUUACCUCUCGUGCAGACGGGGACAGAGUUAAGGAGAUUUAAAAGGUAACUUCAGCUUAAAUCCUUUUUUUUUAGGAAAGUGCAAGAUCAUUAGUUUGUCUUCUCUUUAAGAAAUGAACAACGCAGAAAAGCGGUUUAUUUUUUUAGGAACGAGGCGUGUGGCUAUAGAGCAGCAGGCAGUUACACUUCCGCUUACCAAAUACGUUCUGUAAUAAUAGCCCCAUCUUAUUACAUAAUUGCCCCUGCAUUUCAUUAUUAUAUAUAUUUUUUGAUGAUAACUAGUUUUGAGCAGAUGUCAAGGAAUAAAUGAGGCAAGCUUUCACGGGUCACAUAAAAUGACGUGGAGGGCUGGAUCUGGGUUUGACACCUGUGCUGUAGGAAAUCACCCGAAUGCAAAGUUCAUCUUUAAAGUCCUGAAAAUAAAUGUGAAUUUGGCACGCCACAGAGAAGUGUUGUUAACAAACCUGGUGAAUUUGAAUAAUGAACAAAAAAAAAAAAAAAGCCAAGUAUACAAAAUGGUGAAAAAUGUCUUUGCUCUAAAACGCUGUGGAUGUGUCAGCUGAAUUCGUGAAAACACGCCACACUGAAAAAUGUAUGCUUCUUCAUCUAGCAACUUUCUUAUGCCUACACAAAACUUCGUUUGAGCCACGAAAAAUAGAAUAUAUCCCAGCGGGUCGUCAUGGGGCUGUCCAUGCAACGACGAGAGGCGCUUGUCACCAGUUAGCUUGUGAGAUAGCAGGCUUUCAGGGCUCCUCUAGACUCACCCGCGACAUCACCUCAUCGCUCGAGAAUUUAAAUCAUGACACCGAACUGUUCUGUAAAUUGCGGCAUCAAGGAAAGAUGCAUUUUUGGGGUGGAGGCAUAGCUAGCUAGCUAGCUAACUACAUGCUGUAAUGACAGAAAUGGGCCUAAUAUCUUAGCAACUUGCAAAUGUGCCAGAUAACCACUGAUUCGAACCAAGUCGCAAAAAAGGUUUUUAUAUAGUACACCGAAGUGUGUCACUGGGCACAGAUUUUAGCCAAACCCAAACAAUCAGGAACAAAAAACAAAACAACAACAACAAAAAAAACUGUUUAACGCUUAUAGCUGCACAAUUCAGAACUACAUAGUUCGGUCUCUGCACAUUUUCAGCAAUUAUCUUCAAACAUGUACAGUAUAAUGUGUUUAGAAACAUCUAAAAAUAUUUGAGUUUCCCCCUUUUAAGUAAACUAGCUAUCUACCUUUCUAGCUGGAUGAUAGAUAGAUAGAUAGAUAGAUAGAUAGAUAGAUAGAUAGAUAGAUAGAUAGAUAGAUAGGUCGAUAGAUAAUGGUCAACAAUGAGAAUGACACCUCCACUAUUUUUGAAAAUGAAUGGUAAAACAGUACCAAAAAAAAGUGGCCUUCUUAUUCAUCACUCAUGUUAAUCCACAACUGAAAAGCAAAUAGCUCCCUCUAGUGUUGUAAUGAGCUCUGCUGUCCUAAUGCUUGUGCAGUUGUGCGUUUUGCUUACAUGUUCUGACUGGGACAGCCUGCCACAUUGUGACAUGUGUAAGACUGGGCAGGUUUUUGCACUCUCGGAGAUGUAGCUUUGCUUGAGUGAUGCUAUGAUGCCAUCAUCAUCCUCAAUUGUUACGCCGUGAAUGUUAAGUUGAGUGUCUCGCGUCGCCAUCGCUCCUCUGUGCUGCAGGGCCAGGCUCUUGAGUGACAAGAAAUCUGUUUGUUUUAAAGACAAAAACAAAACAAAAAAAAAAGUUGUUUGAAUGUGUAAAAAAAAAGAUGUAGCAUUUGAAUAAUCAAAAUUUGUUUUCUGUAUUGCUCAUGAUGAACAUAGUUGUCCUGCAUGUACAUAACAACUGCAUGUUGUGCAUGUCUGAUUCUGCUUUUUGCACUGCACUUUGCCAUUUGAAGUGCCAGUUGUACAUGCUGGCUGGGGGCCAAUGGAUGCUGUGUUUGUAAUGUAAAAGUCCUAUUUUCACGUUUGUGUGUUUGUUACUCCUGAAUCAGUCUGCAUUUUUCACUCGCCGAUGCAGGGGAAAAUAAAUCAACAUGCCUUA
Phyllopteryx taeniolatus (common seadragon) is the source of this 7738-nucleotide messenger RNA. RefSeq names its product Ras protein-specific guanine nucleotide-releasing factor 2b (gene rasgrf2b). Gene Ontology annotation, molecular function: protein binding; guanyl-nucleotide exchange factor activity. The transcript has 30 exons. The record is from RefSeq and is a predicted model, not a curated record. Gene Ontology annotation, cellular component: plasma membrane. Gene Ontology annotation, biological process: Ras protein signal transduction; positive regulation of GTPase activity. The coding region runs from base 1137 to 5015 and encodes 1292 amino acids. Lineage: Eukaryota; Metazoa; Chordata; Actinopteri; Syngnathiformes; Syngnathidae.